UCAGAGGAGAAUGGCCAGACUGGUUCGAGCUGAUAGAAAGGCAACAGUGACUCAAAUAACCACCCGUUUCAACCAAGGUAGGCAGAAGAGCAUCUCUGAACGCACAGUACGUCAAACUUUGAGGCAGAUGGGCUACAGCAGCAGAAGACCAUGCCGGGUGCCACUCCUUUCAGCUAAGAACAGGAAACUGAGGCUACAAUUUGCACAAGCUCAUCGAAACUGGACAAUAGAAGAUUGGAAAAACGUUGCCUGGUCUGAUGAGUCUCAAUUUCUGCUGCGACAUUCGGAUGGUAGGGUCAGAAUUUGGCGUCAACAACAUGAAAGCAUGGAUCCAUCCUGCCUUGUAUCAACGGUUCAGGCUGGUGGUGGUGGUGUCAUGGUGUGGGGAAUAUUUUCUUGGCACUCUUUGGGCCCCUUGGUACCAAUUGAGCAUCGUUGCAACGCCACAGCCUACCUGAGUAUUGUUGCUGACCAUGUCCAUCCCUUUAUGACCACAAUGUACCCAACUUCUGAUGGCUACUUUCAGCAGGAUAAUGCACCAUGUCAUAAAGCUGGAAUCAUCUCAGACUGGUUUCUUGAACAUGACAAUGAGUUCACUGUACUCAAAUGGCCUCCACAGUCACCAGAUCUCAAUCCAAUAGAGCAUCUUUGGGAUGUGGUGGAACGGGAGAGUGGCAUCAUGGAUGUGCAGCCGACAAAUCUGCGGCAACUGUGUGAUGCCAUCAUGUCAAUAUGGACCAAGCUCUCUGAGGAAUGCUUCCAGCACCUUGUUGAAUCUAUGCCACGAAGAAUUGAGGCAGUUCUGAAGGCUAAAGGGGGUCCAACCCGUUACUAGCAUGGUGUACCUAAUAAAGUGGCCGGUGAGUGUAUAUAUGGUAUACUAUAUCAAGAUGAUUAAUAUAUUUCCCUGAUAUACACUCAUAUGUUAGGUUUUAGAGAGACUGAUGAAUGUUUUAUCGUGAGAUAAAUUCGAGAUGAAUUAAUGACACUAACUAAAAAAAGGAAAAGAGAGAAAGAGAAAACAUGGCGAGAGUUUUAGUAUUGAAAUUAAACACAUGGCGUUUUUCAUGACAACAAAACCAAAUACGCCUAAUUGUAAUUGAGAUGUAUAUUUCAGAUGCAAAAUGACAUUAUAUAACCUUCACAGUGUUGCUUGUCUCCUGAUGUGGAAUCCGUUGCAGAGGUGCCCCGAUGAAAUGACUUGUUGUACCUUUAUGCGCACGUGGAGCCAUUAAAGAGCGUGAAAAGUAAACCAUCGAAUUAUUUCUUAAAUUUAUAUUUAUGCUUCUCAAAGUUGCGUGCCUACAAGGGUUGCUUGCCGUGUUUCGAUACAAUGUUAAAAGAAAUAUGUGCAUGGGCUGAACGCCAAAAGUGAGCACUAGUUUCUGAGGGAAGCGGAAUGAUACACAGUCCGUCCCUCUAUUCUACAAAUGCAUUAGGAUCUGGAGAACAUGGAGUGGAGAGACGAAGGGGAGCAGUGUGAGACUGGAGAAGACCUUUAAGAGGAAAAGAACUGUGUUUCAACUCCGCUAAAAACACAUUUCCAUGGCCUCCGCACACUCUUAGAAGGUUUGUGAGAACAAUUAUUACUUAUCCACGCUGAACCGCACUCUAAUGAGCUACAUGAGCGGGACUCACAGAGCGGUGGCUCGGUCAUUUCCCUCGGAGGGCUUGGCUAAGAGUUAGCUUAGCGCAGCCUGGUUGUCAGACGCUUCAAAAGUUGCUGGAGCGGAGAAAGAAAGGGAAAGGCAAAGAACCGAACGGUUAACAUAAAGUCUACAUAACUCAAGACCACAAGGUGAUUUUUAAAAAAUAGCAUGUUACACUUUUAAACCCUUUCAACCUAUACAGUGAUAGUGGAUUUAAUGUGUCAGACUGUAGGGCUAAACUAAUCUAGUUGUGAUCUGAUAACGUUAGCUAAGCUACAUUUAGCCACUCGAAGACUAGCCAAAGCUACUGAAUUUACGCUUUUUAAGUUUGCGUUUUUGUGGAGCCAAGUUGAAAUUGAAUGGUAGCUCAAGUUUUUCUUAGUCACAGCAGUUUGUGGCUUUGUGAAAUUGAGGAUGCGUCUCUUUUUCUCUCUUGAAGGUGGGUGGGGGUAGCUUAUUCCCUCUGCUGUUCCCACACUGACUGCCUCAUGUACACUGAAACAAUAAGGCUAAGUUACGGGUAGGAGUUUGUCCAUGUCCGUAGGAGUGCUACUCGACCUCGUUACUGGAAAAUAAUGCUGCUAUAGAAGAUGAUGUUUGUAGUUUUCCAGAUUCUUGUAUUGUUUUCCAUUCUUGAGGAGUGCUGUGGUCUUUGUGCUUUCGGGAUAUUCGCCACACCAGUAAUAAAUCUAAUUAGAAAAGACACAUCCUAAUCUUCCAAACCGUCUCCUUAAAGUAUAGAUUUCACUUAUCAAAUGCUUUAAGCUUUUAUUAGCUACAACAAUAACGAUAUAGCAAUAGCAGUAUAGAUUAGCAUGUAGAUGUGCUCAUUAGCUUCCCAGUGUAAAAAGUCUCGUGCUAUUCAGGACUAAGGUGUGUCAUCUCUCACUCUGAAACAUAUUUGAGGAUUCAUCUUUUAGUCAUAUUCCAUCAGGAGAUGAAGGGGGAGCUGAUCAUUGUUGGAUUCAUGAUCAUGUUUGAUUUGGCGCUACAUAAAUUUAAAAAAUAUAUAUAUACUCAUUGAUUAAGGCCAUCAUCAUUAUUAGCAUAAGUUUUGUCAAUAUAUGUCUGAUCAGUGUGGAUUUAUCAGUAUUUGGAUGGUGAAAGUUAGUUGGGCCUUUUAGUGUAAUGGCUUUGUAUCUUAAGAGCACUCAUUUAAAUUCGAUACAAUAAUAAUAAAAAUAAAGCUAAAAAAAAAAACAAGUUUAUAAAGUGCUUUGACAUAAAGUCUUAAAGCACAUGGAAAAAGACGGAUAAAAACAAAAAGCUCAGUUAAAACGGAAUUGAAGGCCAUUUUCAUAUGUCAUAAGGAAUCCAGACAAUACAAGAACCAUGCAACAUAAAAUGAGACCAUGAGGACCAAAAUAAAAACAUAAAAUAGUUAAGAAAAAAAAAUUGCAAUUAAAAGGGGGGGGUUUAAAAUGGAAAACAGGAUAGGAAAAAAAAACCCAAACAAUAUCAUUAAUGAUAAUAAAAUAAGUAAUACUGAUAGCAAUAGGAAUGAUAAAAUACAGCAACAGAAAUGAGCAAGAGAAAAAAACAAUGAAUGGCCUGAAAGGUUAAUUAAGAAAAGAGUAUAAGUAUUAAAAAAAGCUAAAAAAGACAGUAAAGCCGAAAUAAGAGAGGUAAAAAAGCUAAGAGAUGACAGGUAGAAGAUAAAAGACGGCAUCACAUGAAACCAAGUCUGUAAAAGUGAGUACGAUCUUUUCUAGAUUAAUUAAUGUAUGACACACUUAAUCAGUUCAUCAAUAUGCUUCUCUUCUAAUGUAGCUUGGAUCCAUUUGGUUAUACAUGUUGUGUAUAAUAUUAUAUGUAAUUAUACCACUUAUCUUCUCUCCUCUGGCAAUCAGCACAUCAAAAAGCUGCCGAUCUCUGACUGAUUAUACCAUACAAGAAUCUGCUCAGGCUUUGGCAAAUGUUAGCUAAAUUAAUCUAAUGGCUGUCCUUUUCUGGUUCUUAGUUUUUCACUCCUUCUAAAGAUUAAAAGUAGUAUAAAAACUCAAAAUUUACUCUUUAAAUCAGUAGCUUUGGUGUUUCCAGUCUCAGAAAGUUAGGAGCAUCGGCAAAAAUCUAGCAUUGCUUACUAAAAAUGACGUUGCAGCACAUUUUCCUUUUUUUAAAUUCUAUUUGAACUUAAAAAAGGCCUUGUGGUCCCUGGAUGUGAACUUUAAUCAAGAUUAAGGAUUUCAUCAUUCACAUUAGCAUCUGAUGAUGCUACAUCAUCAGAACAACAGAGCAUAGUUUAUUGUGUUCAGCCAGACAGUGCUGUCAUCUUACAAAUUCUGAUUUUAUUAUAUAUACAGAUGAUGAAAGUGUCCACACUGAAGCAGUGUUGAGACAUAUGUCUUCUUUGAAUAAUAAUAAAAAGAGAGAACUGGACUGACAGACUGACAAAAUGAAUUCCAAUAUGGACAUAUGUGAGAACACCUCAAACAUGAUCUUAACUACUGGAUCAGAGCCAAUCUAGGUACUCAUUAAGUUGUAUGGAAAUCAGUGAUUUAAGUUGAUCAUCUCACCCUGUUCAUUUAUGCCAGCUGUCACUGAGCAACAUUUGCAGCACAGGGUGAAUGCACAAUUGACUGAUCACCAAGUCUUCUGUAUUUACCUAACCCUAAGUACUUGAUGAGAAUAUAAUGAUUUGGACGAUGGAGUGUGAUAGAAUACAGCAAGAACAAGCCCUUUAAGUCAAUCCACUGUAACUCUCUAGACACACAGUUCAAAACGGUGGAAGUGUGUCCUAAACACAGGACAGUCAAUCACAUCAGUGUCAGCAGCCCCAUGACUAAAACUUCAGCAUUGUGUGUGGUGUGUGUCUAGUAUUAUUCUGACCACUAUUUUAUUCUAGAAAGUAGGCCUGGGCGAUUUGGCAAAAAAAAAAAGAUCAUCAAUGAUUUGUCAUAUUGUCCGAUCUCGAUUAUUAUCACGAUCUUUUUUAAACUGCCUGUUUUAAAGCAUCUGUACUAAAAACUAAAGAAACUAGAGAUAAGUUCUGCAUUUUAUUAACAUACAAAGUAAAUAACAAAGCAAAUUGAAUAAGAUAAACUUAGAAAAAUAUAAAAAACAUUUUAACUCAACAGUACAACAAAUGUAGAUAAAUGCUAGAUAAUACAGUGAAUUAGUUUACAGUCCUGAGUGUUUUUUAAAGGUAUGCAAGACCCCAAAUAAAACAAAUCGCCCCCUCAGAGAUAAUGAAGACGCCUUAAAAUGUAAACAUUAGAUGAUGUAAAUGUAGAUGAUAUGAUUAAUCGCUGCCUAGGUUUGGUGGCUGCACUGCUAGUUUUAGCUAAACUGCUAAUGCUACUCGUGCCGUCAGCAGUGACAGGCUGUUCAGACUCCGCUCACAUUUUCAUGCUUCCCGCAUAAUCAUUUGGGAGGCACUUCUUCAAAUGAUUAAACAGAUCUGUUGUGUAGCUGGUUUUUGAGGGCACCGAUCACCGACAUACCUUGCUCAUCAACUUAAUCACUCGACAUCACUUUGGAGAUACCCAAACCACCACCACACAACCAACGUUGAAUAACUUCUGAACAAUAACAUCUUCGGAGAAUGACUCAAAGUCACGGCUGACAUCUACUUUGCUGCCCUCAGCUCCGCGUUUAGCUCCAUGUUCGGUCAUUCUGUUUACUUCUCCUGUUUACUUCUCCGGCAACUUACAGAAGUGAGCAGGAAAAGCUUGACACUGAUUGGCUGUUGUGACGCACAUUUCCGCUAUGUUUGAUUGAGUAAAUAUGCUCUCAGCUGAUCACCGUGAUCGAACUGAAAUUUAUCACCAUCAUCGAUCACGCUCAUAUAAUCGCCCAGUCCUCCUAGAAAGUGAAAACCGAAGCUGUAACACGUAGGUGGCUGCAGGCAGUUCCCCCAGCAGUGACUGACUGGAUCGAUAUUUUAAAUACUAUACAGAAUAUGGAGAGAAUGAACUUCUCGCUAAAUCACAGGAUGGAUAAAUUCCUGCAAUACUGGAAAAAAUGGAUUGUGUCUGUGAACUCACAAGCUGAUGUCUGAGCCAUUAUUGUAUGAUAUCUGACAUGUAUUUCUAUUAGUGCAAUAACGAAACAACAUGUUCAGUUGACUGUUUCUAUAAAAAGAAAGUAUAAAGUAGAAAAAAAAAGUGAAAACCGACAGCAAAUUGCAGUAUAUGCAAGACAGUUGAUUUGAGUUGCUGUAUCAGUUGAGCUGCGUUCAAAACAACCACUUUGAAAUGAAUUCUUUACACUGAACAUCCAACAGAAAUUGGUAAAGGAACAGAGGAAAGGCUGCUCUGCUGCAGCAACAAGCCCUAGAUUUAUGAAGGAAAUGUGUUUAUCCUUUAGAGAUCUUAAAAGCCAAACAGUCAAUAAGACAGAUGAUGUUGAAUUAAUUAUUCUGGACAACCGGUCCAGUUGUGUGGCAGAGAUGGCAGAUCUGGGCUGUCUUUUAGAUGCCCCGCCCUCGUAACCACUACUGCCAGAUACCACUUCACUGGAGCUGUUCAGCAAAGUGCAUGACAACUUCUGAAUUAUGAACGCAGCAAUUUUGAGAAUCAAACAUUUAAUGUCAUGCAUUUGGGCUUAAUUUAUGAUCUAAUUUGGAAUUCAACAUUUUGAAUAUGUGUGGUGGGGCUGUCAAAAUUGGCCAAAAAAGAUGUUUGAAUAUUCCCUCUGAGGCAGUGGAUCUCAAGUCCAGUCCUGGAGGCCCACUGUCCUACAUGUUUUGGAUGUUUCCCUGCUCCAACACACCUGAUUCAAAUGAUUAGCUCGUUAUCGAGCUCUGUAAUGGCUUAGUAACGAGCUGAUCAUUUGAAUCAGGUGUGUUGGAGCAGGGACCACUGCUCUAAGGAAAACACAACAUUUCUUACUAUUCAAACCUAAGAGACAACUUGAUUAACUAUUUGAUCAUGUGCUGAGAAACAGCUUUUAAGUGCCAACAGAGAGGGGAAGGGAAGGAGAAGUGUGGAUUUGUCAGUGUGUCCGGAUACGGAGUGAUCAUCAUGUCACUGUACACCUGUUUGUUGUUAUUGUGCGUAUGUAGGAGGCUACUGUAAAGCCUUAGACCCAGUGAGUGACAGAGACAAAGAUGUUUGUGUCUGUUUAGUGCUGCUGUCUAACCAUUCAUUUUUGGUUAUAAAGCCAGAACAUGCAGAGCGGUACUGUCCUAUCAGUCAGUGUGAUGCAUUUCUAAUGAGUUCAUCCUGAGCAGCUCGUGGGAGAUGUUAUGCUUAUAGGGGCUGUGUGCUGGGAAUUACUCGUCCAUAUUACACUCCAGUUUAUCUUUGAUCUCCUGAUUUUUACCAUCUUUCUUCAGAAGUUCAGUUCUGUUUUGUUUCUCUCAUCUUUUGAAAACAGAUAAAGACAUGUUGUGAUUUGUUGAGUUAACUUCUCAGCCUGACAGCAUACAAGUCCAGCAGUUUUCUCUUUCCCGCUGUACUGAUCAGUUUCCUCUGUGACCAGGGCUGUUUGGGUAAGAGUAGAAAAUCAGGCUCUCUGCUGUCAUCAUGCUAGCAGAGAAAAGUGUGGACUUCUAACAAGAAACAAUUCCACUUUUUUCCCACAUGUGAGUCAGAUUAAAGAAUGUCUUAGAUUUUAAACAUUACACACAUCAUUUAUUUUGCAUUUUUCUGCGAGACAUGGCCAAUGAAGUCUUUCCCUGCCAGACAACAGCAUGUGAAACCAUCUGAAAAGCAGCUUUUGUAAACCUGACUCACUGUCUCUGCAGCUGAGUUAUACUCUGUCAUCACUAGCUGCGUUUCCAUUACCCAUAGAUUUGCUCAAAACCUAAAUAUUGCAAUAGAAAACUUGUAAUGGAAACACCUAAAUUUCGAAAAACCUCUCAAAUAUCGCUAAAAAGUUUUUACGCUCUCAUGAGGUGGUUUUUCAGACGUGUCAAUACAGAAGUAUAUCGCAAAAGUGUAAUGGAAACACUAUUCUCGCAAUUCUCUGUCACUGGACGUGACGUAGCGGGUCAUGUGACCAGUUCAUUUCAAGCGAAGAUGGCGCAGUAUGUGUGGACGGGGGAGGAGACGGAGUUAUUUCUGAAGUUUUGAAUUGUAUUUGUAUUUUUCUGAAGUUUUGAAUCCACAAUUCGUCUGUGAAUUCCUCAUUAACGAUCCGCUCCCAGAAAUCCCUCAUCCGUGUUCGCUCCCAGACAUACAGGUUUUGCCUUUGAAUUAUCACCCGCUGCCUUCGUCUUCUGAUGACAGCAGCGGCAACAGCAGUAAUGGUCACAGAAAUAGCUGUUCUAAAACGCAAAAUGUUUUGUGUCUCGUCCAUGUUGGUGUGCAAAAAGGCUUAAGGAAUACGAGGUCGCAUGGGCAGGAAGUUUACCUCGUUGCCAGGCAACGGCCACUCAAACACGGCUCGCGAGUGGCAGACGGCUCGCUUAUGCACUGAACACCAUUCAAUGGAAACACCCGCAAAUCGCAAUUGUACUUUGUCGAAAUUUGAUAAACAUCGCUUUUAUUUUGCGAAAAAAUGUAAUGGAAACGCAGCUAUUGUUAGUGAACUUGUAACUCUUGUUACAAUCUCUGAGAAUCAAGAAGGUUACAAUGCUGCAACCAAGCUCCCAACCUGACAGAAAGCCUCCUUACAUGUUCCAAACUUAUGGGGGAAUACUUAGAACAUAUGAAUGAAAAUGGAGUAUUUGUGAACAGUGUUAAUGUAUGACAAUAACAUAUUUUUAUUUUUUAUUACUAUGCAUUUUUCUACAACACGUAUGCAUGUCAGAGCUUUAUGCCACACUACCACACUGUAAUUGACAUAUUAUGACACCAAGUGUCACUUCUAUUAAAAUGCACAUGUGCUGUAUUACACCCCAACAGAGCCAGACAGAAGUGGGAGAAAGAGACAGACUAGGGCUGGGCGAUAUGGCCUCAAAUCAGUAUCACAAUAUAUUGAGGAGUUCACCUCAGUAUCGAUAAAUGGAUGAUAACUACUCCACAAGCUGCUUAAUCCCUCCCACAUGAACUUCGUUGACUUCAUUGAACCAUCCUCCAUCUCCUCACCUGUCUUUCCUUCUUUGUUACGGACUGGAUGGGGUGGAGUUAUGUCGUUGACGUAGGACAGCGUCUUCAAAGAAUCAUGAGACCAUAGCCUACCUACACACAUACAAAACCAACUUUUAUUUAUUUAUUUAUGUUUUUGACACCGAAUAUACCGAUAUGAGCAAAAUGACGUCGGUUAUUGUCGAAAAUUUCAGUAUCGGUAAAUUUUCGGUUUAUCGCCCAGACACAGCACCAUGUGUUUUACGCAUAUAGGACCAGUAUCCUAUCAUAUCAUGAUCAUGGCCAAAAUAAAUUAUUGAACUUCAAAAUCUUCAUCAGUUUAUUUAAAAAAAAAAAAAAAGUUAAUUUGACUAUUUUCUUUUUUGAAAAAACACAUUUUUCCUCUGCUUCUACGUUGGGCGGCUGUGGCUCAGUGUAGUGCAGGCCGUCUCUCAGUUGGGGUUUGACCCCUGGUCCUGCUGACUAAAUGUCAAACUGUCUUUGGGAAGGCACUUGACCUCAACCUGCCCAGCGGUAUGAGAAUGGGAUCAGUCAAAUCUGUUGGGUGCCUCACCUCGCAGCCUCUGCCAACAGUGUGCGAAUAAGGUGUGAGUGGGUGGAUGUGACAUGUAAAGUUAAUACACUUUGAUGAGUCAGACCACAAAAAGACAGACAUGGGUUGUUUACUGGUGCCUACGUGGUAGUAAUGUAGCACUCCUGCCACAUGGUUUCUGUAGCUCAUCUGAAAGCUGUUCGCUAAAUGUAUGAAAUGACAGAAGAAGAAAACUAACAACAACAACAACAACAAAAAAACCCUGAAAAACUAAGACUGACAAUGCUUUGAAAUAGCAAAAUACAUCAGGGUCAGUUUCUGGAGACGCGGGUGUAGUUCCACAUUUGUAAAAUGUUACUAUUGACUCAGCUGAUUCUCCAACAUUUUCAGUUUUCAGUUAAACGACUCUGAGUUGGUGAUGAUAACAUAUUCUCUCUUAUCUAUUCUGCUAAUCCAGAAGAGGAUGCCACAGGAGCCUGAUCCAUGAACAGGGCUGACAUGAAGGAGUUCAACCCCUUUUUAAAGCAUCAAAAAAACUCACCUUCUCUGAAAGAAACACACCCUUUAAGUUUAGCUCUAAAGUCCAUAUCGUAUUAUAACAUAUUAUUUUUUAAACAUCAUUGUCUCCUCGUCAUUUGUGUUACUCACAGUAGAGCUCUCAGGGUUCGACACAGUUAAUUCUCUCGACAUGAUCGUAUCUGUGUGUCUGUGUUGGCCAAAUAAUUUUAGAUUUUGUUAAACCACAUAGCUUCUCAUAAACUUUUAAUUUAGAUCAAAUGUGGUAAGUUAUGACAUGGGUUUUGAUUCUAAUUACUUCAUUCAUACACAGUCAUUUCAGAUAACGUGUGAUCCUAAAAGUUCACCCUGAAGAAAUGCAGAAAUGAUGGACAUAAUGCGGAUGAAGAAUGGGGUUCAUGGGGUCAUUUUGUGGAUGAUUGUGGAUCCCAGCUUUACAUUCUGAUCAGACAUGUUUUGGCUGUAAGAGAUUUUCUCUUAUUUUAUCUUUUGAAGUCGAAUCUGACAACACUUCUAUAUGCAUACCUCAUCCAAGUUCUGGACAGACUUGAAGUCCUGCACGGAGGUGCUUUGUCCUGUCAGAAAAGGUGACUGGAGGAUUUUUGUUCAGUUUGUUGUGCUGGAAAAGUUUUAGGCCUUCAUGGCAGGGAGAUUCAGAGAGGUGCUGAAAGAUAUUGAUAUUGUAUAUAUCGGGAUAUAAACAUCCAAGAUAUUGAUACUGCAAAAUAAAAGAUAUAGAUUUUCCCUGAGUUCUACUCAAUAAAACUGCACUUUCCACAUUCUAUUGUGUUGUGAUGUUUUUAUUUUCCUGAAAUUUUCCUGAACCCAUAGUGAUGUCAUAUCUAUAUGAAGAUAUCUGGCAUGAAUAUAAAAUUCGGGAUAUAAAAUUCUGCCCAUAUAGUUCAGUCUUAAUUCAGAGUUCAUUCGUGUUUUGAAACUUUGAUGUUUUUACAGAUAUUUGGGAAUUGUUGUAAGUUGGUUCUUGAACAUACUGCCCCCAUAAUGAGUGUGUUGCUGAACAUGAAAAGCCUAUGCUGCUCUAAUUCUCUCUUUCGUGUUUUGCAGAGCACUGGCGGAGCAGAGGAUCGACUGGUAAUUGAUGGAAAAAUCAAUCCAGCCGGUGGCUGGGACUUGGUGCUGGGAAGUGAGCCCUUUCUUUCUCGCCUGUCAUCCUGCUCCGGAGAAUUCAACGCAAGUCCUCACCCCAGAUCCUGCAGCCUGCUCCCCCUCCCUUCAUAGGGAGUGGUGACCUAACUCUGGACGGCUUGCUGCAGGGCCCUUCCUGAGCAGCAGCAGCUGCGUCCUGCCUGCUGACUUCGAUCCCUCUCCUGCUUCCUGUCUUUUCUGGUCAGACAAGGAUAAAACCUCCUUUACCCCACCCUUUAUCUCUUUUGGCCUCUAAAACUCUAACCCCUCCCCCAAAUAGAUUGCAUUGUUGGCCUCUCUUCCACGUGUUUUAGGCUUCACUACUUAGUCUAGACUGAACAGAAAGGAACCUUGGAUCCCAUUGGUCCCCCAAAAGUGAGUUUUACCUGUUAUACAGCUCGCAACAUGACCUCAAUGUCCAGUCUCUUCUCCUUCACAAGCCCAGCAGUCAAGCGUCUGCUUGGAUGGAAGCAGGGAGACGAGGAGGAGAAAUGGGCAGAAAAAGCUGUGGAUGCCCUUGUGAAAAAGCUGAAGAAGAAAAAGGGAGCAAUGGAGGAUCUAGAGAAAGCUCUCAGCUGCCCUGGGCAGCCCAGCAAGUGUGUUACCAUUCCAAGAUCAUUAGAUGGCCGCCUGCAGGUUUCCCAUCGCAAAGGUCUGCCUCAUGUAAUCUACUGCAGAGUCUGGCGUUGGCCAGAUCUUCAGUCCCACCAUGAGCUGAAGCCUCUGGAGGUGUGUGAGUACCCGUUUGGCUCCAAACAGAAGGAGGUCUGCAUCAACCCAUAUCACUACAAACGAGUGGAGAGUCCAGGUAGGUACUCAUGCUUUCUGCAGAUAGAGUGGUCCUUUUUUUUUUUUUUUAAAUUUAGUUACACGUAUAUUCAGCAAGUGAUCUUCACUUUGUCAUUUUCAGUCUAUAUCUUGAUGAGUGUAGUUGUGCGUCUGUAAGCCUUUGGACAAAUUAUUUGAAGUUGCUAACUACGUAUGACAAUUUUGCACUAUUGUGAAUGUGGCGCAUACAUGUUCCUUUACCUGCAGGGCACUGAUCAGCUUGUGGGGUUUACGAUAUAAAAGUCACAGGUAUAUCAUGAGUUGUAAUAUUUUGCUUCUCAAUUUGGUGUAAUGAUAAGCGCAAAGUGUCUUCGCUGACAGACGAAGUAUUGGCUGUAGAAUUUAUUCAGGUCAGUCCUCCUGUUGAACAGCCAACGCUGUAUUUUGAUCAGGUAAACAUGUUGUGUGGACCAAGGGUUGUGUCAGAAUGUCAGUAUGAAAUGUAAAAACAAUAAAGGCUUGACACUUUCCUUGGAGACGCAGCACCACUUGGCUUUCCCAGUUCAGUUAAAUAUCUGAAUAUUACAGACAGUUGGUAGGAGACUGUGUCUAAGUUUGGGCACAUCAUUUCAGUCAGUCGUUUUCCUUUGUUUUUAUCUCACAAAGACAUGAGCGACAAUGCUGUAAUUUAGACUUGUCAGACCAAGAACGGAUUUCUGAUUUUUUUACGUCAAUGACUCGUGUUUCUUGGCCCAAGCAGUCCUCUCCUUUCUGUUGAUUUGCCUCAGAAGUGGCUUCUUUGAACCAUCAAGGCCUGAUUCACACUCCCCUUGAGCUGUUGAUGUUGCGAAGUGUCUGCUGCUCAAACCCUGUGCAUUAUUCAUGUGAGGUCAACUCAGAGGUGCUUUUUAUUUGCAUUUUCUGAGGCUCCUCAUGAACUUAUCCUCUGGAGCAGAGGCAACUCUUGGUUUUCCUCUGCUUGGGGUCCUCAUGAAGGCCAUUUUCAUCAUAUUGGUUGAUGGCAUUUGCGACUGCAUUUGUGGAUACGAUCAGAGUUCAUAAAAUAGUCCUGGAUUGCCUGACCUUCACCUCUUUCAUUAAUGGACCGUUUCUUUUUUUAUUUUGUUGAGUGUUUAUGGAUAAGAACAGGAGUUAAAUAAGGCUGGUUAUUGUAUAGGUCUGCAUACUAAUCCUUCCAACACUGAUUGUUUCAAACACAUAAAACGACAAGGAAUCUCACCGAUUAACUCUUGACAAGGUCCGUCUGUUAAUUGAAAACUACUCCAAUCCUGGGCAAAGCUGGAAUCAAAGUUUUGAUUUCUAUACAUCAAUCUUUGAUGUACAACCAAAUAAAAAUAAGAGAAAAACAUUUAGUGAGGUAUGUUUUAAACUUUUGACUGGUUGUGUGUGUGUGUAUAUGUAUGAUAUAAUAGCGCUAUCAAAGUUAAUCUGUUAAAAUGUUAAUGCAAAAUUAUUUAAAUAGCACUUUUUUUUAGCAUCCAAUUAACCCACAUCCAGCUGACUUCUCUCUGAUAUGAGCCAUCGCCCGCUGUAUCAAAGUCAAUUGAAUGUGGUUUAAUUGUAGUACCAACUGUCGCCACUAGAUGGAGGCUGAAUACAGCACUGUGGGGACUUGGCAUCAAAACCUAAAUGGAUAAAUAAAUCUAAUCUGUGGUGAUUCAUGUGAACUCAGCUGCACAUUUCUGUUGUCAGCUGAUGAUGCAAAAAGGGAGGCUGCCAUUGUUUUGUUUUGUUUUGGUCAGUAACUGUACAUACAAUCAGCUGACCUGGAAAGGUCCAAUCAGAAGCUAGUGAUGAUUUAGUGGCAUUGGCAUAACACUGAUAACAACAAAGUCAUCAGAGUUUUGAAACAUAGCGUUUAUUGUUUUCUGACGAGCCGCAGGGGAAAAAAAAGAGAGGUUUUUUUAGUUGGUGUAAAAUUGGACACCUAGUUAUGUUAGCACUACUCUUGUCAUGUUACAGUCAAGUCAGUAUGAUCCUCUGUUGUUGCUGUUGGGGUGUUUAAAACUCUACCAAUGUCCCUUAUGCUACAUUUGCAGUAGAUCAAACAUCAGAAAUAUCUGUCACUGUUUCAUUUCUUCUUGUGUGUUUUUUUUUAUUUCUUUAUUUUAAGUCUAAUAACUUGAAUUGAUACCGUAGCACCUUUCAGAGACCCACAGAUGAAGACGGUGAGGCAAGAGAUGUUAAGAUGGUUGCCUUUUUUUGCAGUUUGUCAACUGAAAUAGAACCUGAAAAAAAACACUGGCAAGCAAAUGAAUGUUAAGUCUUUGUGAUACAAGUAUUCAUAGAUACUCAAGCAAGGCAGCAUCUAUACUCAAUCUAGAUUUAAGGGGAAGGUGCUCUGGCUAUGUUUUGUAUGAAUAUCACAGCUGACUAACUUUCCAAUCUUUUGUUCCACCAUCCAGUGCUCCCUCCUGUCCUAGUACCAAGGCACAGUGAGUUCAACCCCCAGCACAGCUUGCUUGUACAGUUCCGCAACCUCACCCACAACGAGCCACACAUGCCACUCAACGCCACCUUUCCAGAGUCCUUCCAGCAACCGCACAGUGGGGGCAGCAGCAGCAGUGGUGGAGGGGGUGGAGGCAGUUCUUUUCCCAUCUCUCCCAAUUCUCCAUACCCACCUUCACCAGCCAGCAGUGGUACUUACCCCAACUCUCCAGCUAGCUCGGGGCCAUCCAGUCCAUUCCAGCUUCCAGGUACUCCCGACAUAGAAAUGGACCUAACCCCGGGCACAAGGCAGCUUAAAAGAGGCCAUACAAUAUUCCCCAAGGGUUUAUGAUCUUUAGCCGUGUGUAUAUAUCAGUUGUCUGUUGUUUUGUUUUGGUUGCCGUUUUGAGAACACAUGUGCUGUCAGCCGGCUCCAUACAGUCAGUGGCAGCUUUACUGAAAAAUCACAGUCAGAUGAAACUCAUGCCAUUUUUCUGUAAUCACUGAAGUCUGCUAGAGACUUUCCACAGUUUCUCUCCUUAUACUGGAGAAUCCCAAUGAAGUCUCCAGAUGAAAACACUUUUGUUGAUCAGAGGGAAGGAAAUUUACUGAGCAGUUAUUUUUAGAGGUUUAGCCAUAAAGGUUAUAUUUAUACUCUUUCCUAGAUCAUCAUUUAAACUUUACAUUGUGGGAGCAUAGGUAACCAUAAUCAAGGUCAAAUAUAUAUCCAGCUCUCCAAAAUAAAGCUUUACCAGCAGACAUUAAGCUUUAUCACUCAUUAUUUGAUUUGACUGUUUAUCUAAAUGUAUUCAGCAUGUAGAGACAUUUUGGAUGCAGUGCAUAGAAGAUUCAGCUUUAUUCUAUCAACUUCAUUUUAUCACUAGUCACUUUAGAUGAAUCCCCAUUUGUAUUAGUUAUAUUUAAAUGAAUGUGCUAGGUGUGUUCUUGCAGCAACAACUGAUGUCAUCCCGUCUAAAUGCAAUUACUCUCAAUUACCAGCUGACACCCCGCCCCCUGCCUACAUGCCCCCUGAUGAGCAACUAGGCCAGGAGAGCCAGUCAAUGGAAACAUGUAGCACCAUGGUUCCACAAGCCAUCAACAGAGGAGGUUAGUAGUUCAAACAUGUACACUGACAUCGGAUUUGUGCUGAAACAUGUACCAAAUGUGAAGUUUACUGAAAACUUUGUUGAGGCACAAUUUAAGAAUCAACCUGAUGCUUUUUCACUAAGAUUGAACUGGAAAAUGUCAUCAGCAAACUUUAUGACCCACUAAAAAAAACUAAAACUCACCUGUUUUUUGUUUUUUUUCUUUCCUUUUUCCAGAUGUGCAACCAGUGGAGUAUGAGGAGCCCAGCCACUGGUGCUCUAUUGUUUACUAUGAACUCAACAAUCGUGUGGGGGAGGCUUACCAUGCCUCUUCAACCAGUGUACUGGUAGAUGGCUUCACCGACCCUUCAAACAAUAAGAAUCGCUUCUGCCUUGGACUGCUUUCCAACGUCAACCGCAACUCCACAAUUGAGAAUACCCGUAGACACAUCGGCAAAGGUAUGGCAGCAUUCACAUCCAGCAGAAUGGGGCAGUUGAUUAGGUUUUGCAAAGGCUCCUUUCAAUGACCUGACCAUCAUCUGUCCGUCUGUUCACCAGGAGUGCACCUGUACUAUGUGGGAGGGGAGGUGUACGCAGAAUGCCUCAGUGACACCAGCAUUUUUGUCCAGAGCCGAAACUGUAAUUACCAUCAUGGCUUCCAUCCCACCACUGUCUGCAAGAUCCCCAGUGGAUGUAGCCUCAAGAUUUUCAACAACCAGGAGUUUGCUCAGCUUCUGGCGCAGUCAGUCAACCAUGGCUUUGAGGCCGUCUAUGAGCUCACUAAGAUGUGUACCAUAAGGAUGAGCUUUGUGAAAGUAAGGCAUCAACAGAUGAAAUAUAAGAGCGGGACAGUCUCAGAAUUUAUUUGAACUAUAGCAAACAUAAUCAUUUAAAACAAUCUGUCUCCUUACAGGGCUGGGGCGCAGAGUAUCAUAGACAGGACGUCACCAGCACCCCCUGCUGGAUAGAGGUGCACCUGCAUGGGCCCCUGCAAUGGCUGGACAAGGUGUUGACUCAGAUGGGUUCACCUCUUAACCCAAUCUCCUCUGUGUCCUAAUGAUGAUCUUAUGGGAGCCUGGGAAUUCCUCUCUACAUUCUUCCAACUUUCCUGUUCUUCCCCUCUGUGAUUUUAAUUUAAUUAGUUCUUUACGGCUGAACUGUUUUUCUCUUUAUCUCUGGACAAAAAAAGGUUACUGAUCUGUGUCUGUCAAUUUAACAACAACCAGAGCACACGCUAUCAUGUGUUAGGUAUAACAUAACAAGAAAGUUCCAGAAAGUCAAUGCCAAGGUGCAGUUGCAGCAUAAACACAGAACUUCUUGAAUUAAGGCGGCCUUGUAUCAAGCUUAAACACAAGUCAGAAUUUUCUUUUCUUUUUUCUUUUUUUUUUUUUUUUUUUUCCUUUUUGCAACGUUUUUUGUUUUCACAUGUUUUUAUUCCUCAGUAUGUUCAAGUCUUUUUUUGGAGCAGAAAUGCAAUUACUCCACCUUGCGUCCUAUAAAUUGGGUUGUUACUUGAAAGAAAUUUCCUUUUUAUCUCAAUGUCAAAAAUUUACACUGUGAAAACACAGACACAUUUGUUAAUCCUGAACACUCAAUUUUAUUAAAAAAAAAUCUUUCUUUUUCUCCUUCAAUUACAAAGAACUCUGAGCCUGUUGCCUUAAAAAGGAUGAUUAAGUGUGCUGAUGGUAUGAUGGUUUUAACACGGGAGCUCGAUCACUGAACUAGUUGAACCAUAAACUGACAACUUUUUAAAUUUGACAUAUGUUAUAAUAGAAGUAGGGGGUUUGAUAUGUCAGACAAUGGACAUCAUGGUUAGUUCUUAUCUGUAUACACUCAAACAAGAGUGAUUAUCUUCCAUGCUCAAUGUAUUAAAAGAAAUGUGCACAUGGUUUUUACAGGGGCAUAUUUUGAUUUUGGUGUGUCUACAAGGUAACAUGUUCAUAAAAAAAAUGACAUUAGCUAAAUGAAAUAAAAAGGUUAUUCUGUAAUGCUGUUUUAUUUUGUCUUUUUUUUUUUUUUUUUGUAGUUACAUGUUGCAAAAUGCAAGCGUAUGGAAAACAAAGAGGGUAGAAUGACGUAUUAAAAAGGUCGACAGUAACCACAACACCAGUCCCGCAACAAAUGUAAACAGAUGGUUUUUCUUUUCAAGAAGCAUAAUGAUACAUUCCCAGCAAAUGGCUGAGCAAGGCCUUUUUUUUAUUGUAUUCAAUAUUUUACUUCCAUUCAUUGCUGAGUGCAUGACUGACUGAAGCAGGAGACAUAGUAAGAGUAUAUACCCUUUUUCAGUGGAGAUGUAAAACAGUAUACUUCCACUGCAUGAUAUCAAGACUUAUUUUACAUUUUUAGAGGAUCACAGACUUGGAUAAAGUUGGUGCAAGGAAUAGGUUUAUGCACUAAACGUAAAGCUGCGUCACGGUAGUACACUGAUGUGAUAUGUUACCAUCAAAAUUUCUCUACAAAAUAUUGUUAAAUGCAUGACUAAACAUAUCGUAUAGCCGGCAAUACAUUAUAAAAUUCUUGUGCACAGGCUGAAGAUGUCUAGACAUUGCUGUAAUGUAAAUGUACAGGGGCAAACAAGGAAUAAACGUGAUUUUUAUUGUGUUUAUGUCA
Xyrichtys novacula (pearly razorfish) is the source of this 17728-nucleotide messenger RNA. The record is from the annotation of a GenBank genome assembly. NCBI's taxonomy places the organism in Eukaryota, Metazoa, Chordata, Actinopteri, Labriformes, Labridae.